GAGAGAGAGACCCGCGUCCCGAUUUCCCUCCAUGAUAGGCCAGGAACCACUUCAGGGCGGCAUUUCAGAUACAAAGUCAAUCUUUCUGAGGACUUGCUCCUACGGGUGCUUGAAAACUUCCUUUGUAACAGCCCAGAAGUUGUAAGCCAAACAUUUUGAGUUCCUUUCCAUCGAAGUUGCUGGCUUGUGUUGACAGAAGUCCCGAUCAUCAUCACCACCACCACCCCAGCUUCUUUUUUGACUGAGUGAACUGUCCUUUGAAGGAUAUAAAAUGUAUCAGAGUUUGGCCCUUGCUCCAAAUCCUGGCCAGUCAGCCUACUCCCAUGAUUCCAGCAAUUUCCUGCACACCCCAACAAGCCCGACCGUUUACGUCCCCACCAGCCGAGUUUCCUCUAUGCUCCAGGGCCUGCCCUACCACCUGCAAAGCUGCGAUCCCACCCACCAAGGGCAUCCUCUGGGCGGCCAUCCUGGGUGGGGCCAACCCACCACCGCUGAGGCUACCCACUUCAACGCUGGCAGCCCUCACCCCCCUUCCAGUUUUGCUUACACCCACAGCCCUCCUGGGGGCAGCACGGCCGGUCGAGAUGGGGGCUACCAAAGUCCACUGUUGCUGAGCGCCGGAGGAGGCCGUGACCAGUAUGGGAACACUCUGAUGCGUACGGUCAAUGGAUCCUACUCCAGCCCGUAUCCCGGGGCUUAUGUGAACCCAGCGGAGAUGACGCCAUCUUGGCCUGCCAACCAUUUUGAGAGCAGUGUCUUCCAUGGUCUCCAGGCGCGACAAGGAGCCCUACCGGGCCGGAGAUCAUAUGAGUUCGUGGAGGAAUUCCCCGGGGACGGCCGCGAGUGUGUGAACUGCGGGGCCAUGUCCACCCCCUUAUGGAGGAAAGAUGGCACAGGGCAUUAUCUCUGCAAUGCCUGUGGCCUCUAUCACAAAAUGAACGGGAUCAACAGACCUCUCAUCAAGCCACAGAAACGACUG
Thamnophis sirtalis is the source of this 979-nucleotide messenger RNA. The record is from RefSeq and is a predicted model, not a curated record. Lineage: Eukaryota; Metazoa; Chordata; Lepidosauria; Squamata; Natricidae.